GCUCAGUAGACUAUGAUGGCUAUGUAGCCUUGACUAACUUCGAGAAUCCACAGAGACAUCUAUAUACCCGAAUAAAUUGACCCAAAUCGACUGCAAUGGUGGUUGUGCAGGGAAUGUACGAGGUCACAGAACUGGUGGCCGGCAGCGUGGGUUGCGUGGGUCUCUACAUGGCCGGAUGCAAUGCGCUGCCCGUGGAGCAUGUUCCCGAUCUUCCGGCGGCGCUGCUCGUCCUGUCGACCGUGCUUAUUUUGCAUCAUUUGCGGGUAUUGAACUGCGCACCGCUGCAGGAGCUGUGGCUUCUGCUGCUGGAACUGUUUGGCUUCUAUGUGUGCACCCAGGUCGUGGUGCUCGUGUGGCAUCAGUUCCACAACAUAAUGAAUGUGCUUCAGGAUAUAGCAGUUAAUACUCAUACGGCCCUGUAUCUUUUGGAAGGCCAUCCAAAACUCUUUAUGUUUAUACGCCAGGAUGUCUGCUAUUUUGUGAAGCUCAUCAUGUCCUUGGCGUGCACCUACAAGGCGGUAACGGUCACACAUGCCCUGGACUAUGCCUUACCACAUCGCCGGACUUACAGGUACUACGAGAAUAAAUCCACAGAUGAGAACUUUGGCGAUGGUCCGCGGCGCUAUACUCGAAAAACCAACCAGCGAUCAUCAGCCCAGAGGAGUUCCUUGCGUCGCUCCAAAACAUAGCUGCUAUUGAAAAAAAGUGGAUUAAUCAAAUCGCCCAACCUAAUCAACGUUUUUCUAUGCUUCAUGCCACCAAACGCGCCUAUAAAACACAAGCAAUAAAUUAUCAAGGUAAACGGCGGUUCGGGUGCAUUGCACCAAAAUCGAAGGUGCUACUCAAGAGCAAUUAACGCGUUACUAGAAAUUUGCAUGCUUGAAAGAGCAGAGCCAACACGUACACACCAAGCACACGAGUUUUCAAAUUUUGGCGCCUCUCAACAAUCGAUUAGCGGGCGACUACAUCGAGAUCAGCCAAUCGAAUGUGUUGCAUCUCUAGCACCAGAGAAUAUUGAGAAGAAGAAGAAAACUUGUGCCAGAUCUAAACAAUAAAGAAAUUAAACAAUUAGCCACAA
Drosophila santomea is the source of this 1078-nucleotide messenger RNA. RefSeq lists its product as uncharacterized. NCBI's taxonomy places the organism in Eukaryota, Metazoa, Arthropoda, Insecta, Diptera, Drosophilidae. The transcript has 2 exons. The record is from RefSeq and is a predicted model, not a curated record. Bases 96 to 689 code for a protein of 197 amino acids.